UGGUGCGCGUUCACGAGCCGCCUGGGGCACAGGCACUGGAUCCAGCCGGCACACACAGCUCUCACACCGGGGACACAGCACCGCGGCGCCGGGCGAUCACACACAUCACCGAGUUCCGUCUGAAGGAGGCGAAACCCGCGGACAGCUGCCCGCCCAGUACAUGCCUAAGAACUGUGACGUGAACGCCGCAAUCCCGUGGAGUUCGUAGAAAAGGAGUGACUGGAGAGAGAGCAGAGCCUGUUUAUUUGUGCGUGCCCUGCGUGCUGUGCUCGAGGAGGGCCGUGCGUGAACAGAUCUCCAUAUGUGCGUUACAAUGGGGGACAUCAGCGACCUGGACCGACAAAUAGAGCAGCUCAGACGCUGUGAGCUCAUCAAGGAAAACGAAGUGAAGGCCCUCUGUGCCAAAGCCAGAGAGAUCCUAGUUGAAGAAAGCAACGUACAGAGGGUGGAUUCUCCGGUCACAGUGUGUGGCGAUAUCCACGGCCAGUUCUACGACCUCAAGGAGCUGUUUAGAGUGGGAGGAGAUGUACCAGAGACCAACUACCUCUUCAUGGGAGACUUUGUGGAUCGAGGGUUUUACAGUGUGGAGACCUUUUUACUGCUGCUAGCACUCAAGGUACGGUACCCAGACCGGAUAACACUGAUCAGAGGUAACCAUGAGUCCCGGCAGAUCACACAGGUCUACGGCUUCUAUGACGAGUGCCUGAGGAAGUACGGCUCUGUAACUGUGUGGAGGUACUGCACCGAGAUCUUUGACUACCUGUCCCUGUCGGCCAUCAUUGACGGCAAGAUCUUCUGUGUGCACGGCGGCCUGUCUCCUUCCAUUCAGACCUUAGACCAGAUCCGCACCAUAGACAGGAAACAGGAAGUGCCUCAUGAUGGGCCCAUGUGUGACCUGCUCUGGUCAGAUCCUGAAGACACCACGGGCUGGGGGGUCAGUCCCAGGGGGGCCGGGUACCUGUUUGGCAGUGAUGUGGUGGCUCAGUUCAAUGCGGCCAACGACAUCCACAUGAUCUGCAGAGCGCACCAGCUGGUCAUGGAGGGCUACAAGUGGCACUUCAACGAGACUGUGCUCACCGUGUGGUCGGCACCCAACUACUGCUACAGAUGUGGGAAUGUGGCGGCCAUCUUGGAACUGGACGAGCACCUACAGCGGGAGUUUAUCAUCUUUGAAGCAGCUCCACAGGAGACCAGAGGCAUCCCCUCCAAGAAGCCCGUGGCAGACUACUUCCUCUGAGCCACCUUCCCCUUCUCUGGGACCCUCUCACCAGCCCUUCCAUCUGCUACUGGACACUCCGCACUUGGACUAAGCACCUGCCAGAGCACCUGUCAGACUCAAACUGAAGUGUUACUUUAGCCCCGCCCACAGAGUGCUCACAGAGAGAGCUGGACCUGCCUCUUCUCUUCAGCUUCUCUGGGUGGCCAUCUUGGACCUCCUCUGCGACUCUGUAGAUAAAACCCUGCCCGCAUCAACCUGGCUUCCACUUCCCGCUCUUAUAGUGUUUUUUUUUUUUUUUCAUGAACGUUUAUCAUUUAGUUAAGAAGUAUUUUUUCUCAGACUUAUGCAGUUGUAGGAAUCAUUCACAUUUUUUCGUUUGUUUUUUAAUUUUUGUAUUGUCAGGACGAGUCCUGUUUCUUAUGAUCUUUUAUUGUUUCUUUUUCAAAUGCUGUGUGUGAUUAUUUAACAUAGCCAGUGCUGCUGCCCAGCACCACCAGAGGAAUACCUGAAGUAUAAUGAACUGGCCAAACAGUCGCUGUAUUCUUUUCUCGUAAUUCCUUUUAAUCUACAAGUCUCUGUAGAUCUAUCCAUUUUGAUAUUGUGACAAUAAAGUUUUUGUAUCAAUGUUCA
Messenger RNA from Periophthalmus magnuspinnatus, 1849 nucleotides. RefSeq names its product serine/threonine-protein phosphatase 4 catalytic subunit B. Gene Ontology annotation, cellular component: nucleus; cytoplasm. The transcript has 9 exons. Gene Ontology annotation, molecular function: protein serine/threonine phosphatase activity. NCBI's taxonomy places the organism in Eukaryota, Metazoa, Chordata, Actinopteri, Gobiiformes, Gobiidae. Bases 302 to 1237 code for a protein of 311 amino acids. Gene Ontology annotation, biological process: peptidyl-serine dephosphorylation; double-strand break repair via homologous recombination. The record is from RefSeq and is a predicted model, not a curated record.